Ricinus communis (castor bean) is the source of this 1212-nucleotide messenger RNA. RefSeq names its product glycine-rich cell wall structural protein. The transcript has a single exon. NCBI's taxonomy places the organism in Eukaryota, Viridiplantae, Streptophyta, Magnoliopsida, Malpighiales, Euphorbiaceae. The record is from RefSeq and is a predicted model, not a curated record. The coding region runs from base 72 to 1004 and encodes 310 amino acids.
GUUGAACUCAUAUUAAAUAAUGGCCGUGUAAACAUUUCUAUAUAUUAAAGAGCCAUGCUGGAGAAUAAUACAUGUUACAGCGUAAUCUAGUGGUAAUGGGGUCUCUCAAGUUUACGCGGGAAAUUCUGUUGGUUGCAUUGCUGGUGCUCAAUGACUCUAUAGAGAGUAGGAAGCUAGAGGAGAAAAAAAGUGGGGAAGUAAAGAAACCUGAGUGGUUCUUUGAUGGUGGUAAUCCAGGGUGGGUUGGUGGUGGUGGUGCGGGAGGUUCUUCUGGUGGCAAAGGAUUGAGCUUUGGCCAUUCUUUUAGUUUUGGGAAGGGAGUUGGUUUCAGUUUUGGUACCAGUAGCCCUGGCAUUGGUCUUGGAAAAAAGCCUGAUUGUAUUGGAAAAGGUGGAGGUGUUGGUGGUGGCAUUGGUGGGGGAGGUAGUAUUGGUGGUGGGGCUGGUGGAGGAGAAGGUGGCAAGCACCACAAGAAAAAAGAUAAAAAAUAUCACCAUGGAGGCAGUGGAGGAUUUGGAGGGGGUGGUGGUAUUGGUGGUGGAGGCGGCAUUGGCAAAGGAGGUGGUAGUGGAGUUGGAGGUGGAAUAGGUAGCGGUGGUGGUGUUGGUGGAGGUGCUGCUGGACUUGGAGGAGGUAUUGGGAAAGGAGUAGGUGGUGGAAUUGGUGGUGGCGCAGGUGGAGGGGGAGGAGGAGGAAUAGGUACUGGUGGUGGUGUAGGUGGAGGUGCUGGUGGAGGAGGAGGAAUUGGUAGCGGUGGUGGUGCUGGUGGGGGAUUUGGAGGUGGUGCAGGCGGAGGAUUUGGAGGUGGUGCAGGCGGAGGAUUUGGAGGUGGUAUUGGCAAUGGAGCAGGCGGAGGUUUUGGUGGUGGCGGUGGAUUUGGAGGUGGUGGUGGUAUAGGUGGAGGAAUUGGAGGAGGUUUUGGAGGCGGUGUUGGUGGAGGUGGAGGUGGAGGAGGAGGUGUUGGCAGCGGAUUUGGUGGAGGUACUGGUACAAUCAGGGGUUAAUCAGUAUGACAUAAACGAGGUGCAGAAACCAUGCACAGAUGGACUGCUUGCUGCUGUUCCUUUUCCACCUUGUCAGUGUCCUGCUUGAUAAUUUCUUUUUUCUUGAUUUUUCUACUGUCGUAAUGUUGCUCCCUUUAGUAAUUUUAUGUUAACUAAGGUCAUCCUGAAAUAGUUCCUAAAGUUAUUAGUAAACUAUCUAUUCAAACUA